This is a messenger RNA of Puntigrus tetrazona (Sumatra barb), 990 nucleotides long. RefSeq names its product ras-related protein Rab-39B. The transcript has 3 exons. The record is from RefSeq and is a predicted model, not a curated record. The coding region runs from base 9 to 773 and encodes 254 amino acids. NCBI's taxonomy places the organism in Eukaryota, Metazoa, Chordata, Actinopteri, Cypriniformes, Cyprinidae. Gene Ontology annotation, molecular function: GTP binding; GTPase activity.
AACAGGAAAUGAUUGCAAAAAUUGAAUCAACGCUGGAAGGUCCCUACAACAUUCAACAGGACAGCUUUCUUCAGAAACGAACAGGUUCUUACAACUUCCCUGUUCAGGUCUUCAGGGAUCGCGAAGCUGUCAUGAAUCCCAAUAAGUUCCUGUACCGUUUUAAAAUAAUAAUGAUAGGCGACAACAACGUGGGCAAGUCAUGCAUGCUGUAUCGAUACGUACAUGGAAACUAUCCGGAAAGCAUGGGUGUUACCAUUGGUUGUUCUUUCAGCAACCACGUCCUAGAGGUGGAGCCUGGGGUGAGAGUAAACAUACAUAUUGUGGAUACAGCAGGUCACGAAUCGUAUUGGAAAAUUACCUGCCGUUACCUCCCUCAGACAGCUGGAUGCCUCCUGGUGUUCGACUUGUGCAAUUACACGACUUUUACUCACAUUAAACAUCGGUACGCAGAGGUGAAAAAGACCGUCCAUCCGUACACUGUGCUCUUCGUGCUUGUGGGACACAAGUGUGACAGAAAAGAGCGGGAAGUGAACCGAGAGGAGGCGGAACAGUUUGCAAGUGAACUGGGAGCGCCGUACGUCGAGGUCUCGUCCAGAACGGGUCACAAUGUGGCGGAAGUUUUUGAACUGUUGACCCGACGCAUUUAUCAGGGCUGUCUGAGCGGAGAGGUGCGCUUACAUGAACGUUGGGGCAAAAUUCAUGAAGACAAACCAGCUGAAAAUAAGAUCACUAAGAAUGAGCCAGCUGAAAACAACAAAUGUCGUGUUUCAUAAAUUCAAUGUGAAACAGUUUUUUCCCCAUCAUCCCUGGCUGUUCAAAAGUAGCCAUGUAUUUUGAUGAAAAAACACGAACCAUUAUAUAUCAUAAAUAUUAAAUUUUAGGCCUAUUAAAGUGCCAGAGACUGAUUUCCGAUUUUAAUGUUUGAUGUAUAAGCCCAAUAUGUAUUAAAUCUUUAUCAAAUAAACUCAUAUUAUUGUGUAUCAUACCUAA